UCAAACCCUUUUCAUUAGUUUUUUUUUUUUUCCUUCCCUUUUUCCUCAUUUGAAUUUGGCACCAAUUAUCUCCUCAUCACCAGUGGUGAUUCACCACCAUGAUGGGCACGGCUUCCGUCAUCCAUAACGGCGUCCACAUCCAUCUGAAGCUCAAUUCCCGCCUGCCUAGGCUUUCAUCGCCAUAUCCAUCCCCAAAUUGGAGUAGGCCCCACUUCGUUCACAAUCACAUCGUUUCCGUCCGUACAGAAGAAAAGAGGGGCGAUUCUGCGUCAUGUGAUGGCAUUAGUAAUGUGGAAAUCUCUCAUGAUGACUCUCCGGAGAAAAUUAAGGGGCGCGAAGCUUAUGCUGCUUCUGCAAAAACUGUAGCCUUGUGGGUGUGUGCUGCGGUAGCAUUUGGUAUUGGUGUGGGAUUUAAAGACGGAGUUGGCAAGGCGACGGAGUUCAUUUCAGGGAUGUAUCAGGUAUUUACUGGAACAAAGCUUGUCAGUAGACAAUCUUUUUGUCUUUGUUCUAGUUUUCAAGUACUUCAAAGUGCCACUUAUGUAUCAGAAUCGGGUACUUUCAUAUGGUAUUGCCGGAGCAGUGGUCUUUCGUUUCCCCAACCACACUUGAGUGAAGAAGAUGACACUGAUCUAUCCAACAAUUUUAUUGUGAAGACAUGCCAGAGAUUUAUCCCUGUCACAUCUACUUAUGAUGUCAAUCGAUUCUUUACAUUUCAAGAUGGUGUCCGGAAGGCCACACCUUUACUUCUCACGGUAGCAGUUAUCGAGCUCAGUGACGUAGCAUUCGCUGUCGACUCUAUACCAGCAGUAUUUGGCGUUACUAGGGAUCCUUUUAUAGUUUCCAGUUCUAAUCUUUUUGCCAUCGUAGGUUUAAGGUCGCUUUACAGACUCAUUUCGGAGGGUAUGUCAGACUUGGAGUAUUUGCAGCCUUCAAUUGCUGUUGUUUUGAGCUUUAUCGGGUGUAAGCUGAUCCUGGAUUUUUUUUGGGUUCCACGUAUCGACCGAGGUGUCUCUUGGCUUUGUAGCUACAAGUACAAAUAAAAAGGGGAGAAUGAACUUAGCCUCAUAUUGUAAUAGCAAUAAUGGAUUUGCUUUCAAUGAAAAUCGAACUUAAGACCUCUCACGUACAAAUACAAAUAAAAAGAAAUAUCAUUAAAUUAUAAUAUUAAAUGAUAAAAUUACAAAUACAAAUGAAAAUAAAUAUCAUUAGAUUAGAAUAUUAAGUGGCAAAAUUUUCUAUUAGUACGAAUAAGGGGAAACACUACUCUACCCGACCCAAGAUUCUAGACUCCUCCCGACUUCCUUUUGCUAUACCGACUGAUUAGUGGGGCUACCGGAAUGAUUAGUUCACAAUAUUAAAAACUCGGAUAAGGUCGCCAUGUCAACGCUCCUCUCUAACCGUCCGACCAAUGCCAAAACCCAGAUCAUACGAGGAACAAAUCCAACGGACGACAAAUCAAGUCCACGAUCUCUAUCAUGCACCGCCAAAGCGCGAAAGCUCGCGCACGCGAAUAGUAAACAGUAACGCAACCAUUUCGUCACUGCUGACUCCACCAACGACUCACACUCCCCUAUAAAACGACCACCCGGUCUGUACACAGACAACAUUCUGCGCCAAAUUCUGAUUGCCAAAAAAGAAAAAAAAAA
Messenger RNA from Malus domestica (apple), 1649 nucleotides. Its product is annotated as thylakoid membrane protein TERC, chloroplastic-like. Lineage: Eukaryota; Viridiplantae; Streptophyta; Magnoliopsida; Rosales; Rosaceae. Gene Ontology annotation, cellular component: membrane. The record is from RefSeq and is a predicted model, not a curated record.